AUGGACGAGGAGACCAUCGAUGCAGCUGCUCGCGCCAUCUCCUUUUUGGGCGAGGCGGCUCUCAGCGCCAGCGCCGCCUACCUGGUGACGCGCGCCCGCAGCGUCGCGCUCGCGGCCGAAGGCGCGAACGCCGACCACAUCCCGGCGGCCGCGAUUGCGCUGAACCAGGUGGAGAGCGGGGGGACGAUGCUAGCCGUAUCCGGCCUCCGUGGAGCCGCGACCGCGCUGGAGGAGGUGGAGAGCGAGGGGAGGACGCGGGCCGUCUCCGGCCUCCUCGGAGCGGCGACCGCGCUGCAGGCGGUGCUCGGCGUCGGCCAUGACAACCUCCGAGACGCCGCGGCAGAUUUGGCGCGUCAGUGCGGCGAACACCCGGAGGCCGCAGCGGCGAUGGAGAAGGUGCCCCGCGCCGUGGAGGAGCAGAGCCACCGGAAUCGGUCUGCGCCGUGGUGGUUAUUCUGGAGGCGUCGGGGACACCGCAUUGGGGACGUUGAGCAGACUCUUCUUGCCACCGGGUCCACGCCCACCGCUCUGCAGGGCGCCGCGAGGACGGCCAUCGACUUCGUGCGCAAUGAGGCGGCGAGGCCCGACCAUUUGGUUAAGCUAGCCGGCAAGAUCGUUGUGUCUGCGGAUAACCUCGCCGUGCCCCAUCAGAGCCUGGUAGCGGCCAGGGACGCGUUGCAGCAAGCGGACAGCCCAAGUAGCGUGAAGGCAGCCGUGAAUGGCCUCGAGGCCGCGGCCAUGGGUGUGAAAGGAGCAGCCAACUCUCGGCAGAUUAUCCUCCGUAACCCAGUGGUGCAGUUGGCGGCCGCGUGCCAGGAGUACCUCAAAGCUUCUGAUGCCAUGGCCGCAGUGCAGCACGCUGCUACGGAGCGGGCGCGCCAGAGAGAGAGUGCAGUUGUCCCCGGCCAGAACGCGCCGCCACCGACAGCGCCUGGUCCUGGUCAGGGAGACGAGGGGAGGUCCGGUUGGCUGGAGUACGCCUUGUGCGGCUCGCUCACUCUAGCCCCGUACCUGGCAGCCACCAAUGGAAAUCCAGCUAAGAAUCUCGUACUCGCAGGCGAUGACAGAUGGCACAUAAAUUUAGCUCUCUCUUUAUGGUGGACUAUUGUGGCGUCUGGUGCCGUUUGCAGCUCGUAUGCGCGAUCUUGGAUAGAGGUGUGCUAUGCACAGCUAGCAGCCCGGGUUGGGAUGUACGCUUGCCUUUCAUUUAUAUUUGAACGGCCUGAGCCUCAGAAAGCAUAG
This is a messenger RNA of Miscanthus lutarioriparius, 1242 nucleotides long. Lineage: Eukaryota; Viridiplantae; Streptophyta; Magnoliopsida; Poales; Poaceae. The record is from the annotation of a GenBank genome assembly.